CGGCGGCGCGUCACGUUCUCUUCCCCGCCCCGAGCCGAGCAGCCGGGGAGGCGGGAGGCGGCGGCCGCGGCGGCUGCUGCUGCUGCGAGGCAGGUGGCGGAGACCGGCGGCGUCCCGGCGUCCCAGGCGAUUUAAUCCAGAGAUUAAGUUCUCUAUAGAAACACCCACGUUUGUAUGGAUGAUUGGGGAAAGAUAGUGGCACCAGACAAGGGGAAAGCAGUCUGACCUUCCAAGAAAAUGAGUAUGCUGAAACCGAGUGGGCUAAAGGCCCCUACCAAGAUCCUUAAGCCUGGAAGCACAGCCUUGAAGACACCUGCUGCUGCUGCUGCUCCAGUGGAAAAGACAAUAUCCAAUGAAAAAGCCUCAGUCCCUCCAUCCUCUGAGACCCAAGAGGAAUUUGUGGAUGACUUUCGAGUUGGAGAACGCGUUUGGGUGAAUGGAAAUAAGCCUGGGUUUAUCCAGUUUCUUGGGGAAACUCAAUUUGCACCAGGCCAGUGGGCUGGGAUUGUUUUAGAUGAACCCAUAGGAAAGAACGAUGGUUCCGUGGCAGGAGUUCGGUAUUUCCAGUGUGAACCUUUAAAGGGCAUAUUUACCCGACCUUCAAAGUUAACCAGGAAGGUGCAAGCAGAAGAUGAAGCCAAUGGCCUGCAGACAGCUUCUGUGAGAGCUGCUUCACCUCUGUCCACGGCUGCAGCCACAAUGGUGUCGUCUUCUCCAGCCACCCCCUCAAAUGUCCCCCAUAACCUUUCCCAGUCAACAGCAAAAGAAACCUCAACUACACCUCAAAUCAGCAACCUUACAAAAACUGCCAGUGAGUCAAUCUCCAACCUUUCAGAGGCUGGCUCCAUCAAGAAAGGAGAGCGGGAGCUCAGGAUCGGAGACAGGGUGUUGGUUGGUGGUUCUAAGGCUGGUGUAGUCCGGUUUCUUGGAGAGACUGACUUUGCCAAGGGGGAAUGGUGUGGUGUGGAAUUAGAUGAACCUUUGGGGAAGAAUGAUGGUGCUGUUGCUGGAACAAGGUAUUUUCAAUGUCAACCCAAAUACGGAUUGUUUGCUCCUGUCCACAAAGUGACAAAGAUUGGCUUUCCUUCUACUACACCAGCCAAAGCCAAAGCCGCUGCUGUGAGGCGAGUGAUGGCCACCACGCCUGCCAGCCUGAAGCGCAGCCCUUCUGCCUCCUCCCUCAGCUCCAUGAGCUCGGUGGCCUCCUCUGUGAGCAGCAAGCCCAGCCGAACAGGACUAUUGACUGAAACCUCCUCCCGCUACGCCCGCAAGAUCUCGGGCACCACCGCCCUCCAGGAGGCCCUGAAGGAGAAACAGCAGCACAUUGAACAGCUGCUGGCUGAGCGGGACCUGGAGCGGGCCGAGGUGGCCAAGGCCACCAGCCACGUGGGGGAGAUAGAGCAGGAGCUAGCCCUGGCUCGAGAUGGGCAUGACCAGCAUGUCCUGGAACUGGAGGCCAAGAUGGACCAGCUGCGAACAAUGGUAGAAGCUGCUGACAGGGAGAAAGUGGAGCUCCUCAACCAAUUAGAAGAAGAGAAAAGGAAGGUUGAGGACCUUCAGUUCCGAGUUGAAGAAGAAUCAAUUACCAAAGGCGAUCUUGAGGUGGCUACAGUGUCAGAAAAGUCCCGAAUAAUGGAACUAGAAAAGGACCUAGCAUUGAGAGUACAGGAAGUAGCUGAGCUCCGAAGAAGGCUAGAGUCCAGUAAACCUCCCGGGGAUGUGGAUAUGUCUCUAUCUCUUUUGCAAGAAAUAAGUGCUUUGCAAGAAAAGCUAGAAGCCACACGUACUGACCACCAGAGUGAGAUGGCAUCUCUGAAGGACCACUUUGGAGCUCGGGAAGAGAUGUUUCAGAAGGAGAUCAAGGCCCUGCAUACUGCCACUGAAAAGCUUUCCAAAGAGAAUGAGUCCUUGAGAAGCAAGCUUGACCAUGCUAACAAGGAAAACUCAGAUGUGAUAGCUCUAUGGAAGUCCAAACUGGAGACUGCCAUUGCAUCCCACCAGCAGGCAAUGGAGGAACUGAAGGUAUCCUUUAGCAAAGGCAUUGGAACGGACUCAGCCGAAUUUGCUGAGUUAAAGACACAAAUAGAGAGGCUGAGACUAGAUUACCAGCAUGAAAUAGAAAAUUUACAGAGUAAGCAGGACUCGGAACGGUCUGCUCAUGCUAAAGAGAUGGAGACCCUGAAGGCCAAGCUGAUGAAAAUCAUUAAAGAAAAGGAAGACAGCCUGGAGGCCAUCAAAGCAAGACUGGACAGUGCAGAAGACCAGCAUCUCGUGGAAAUGGAGGACACAUUAAACAAGUUGCAGGAGGCUGAAAUAAAGGUAAAGGAGCUAGAGGUUCUGCAAGCCAAGUACAAUGAGCAAACCAAGGUCAUUGAUAAUUUUACAUCAGAGCUCAAGGUUGUGGAAGAGAAGCUCUUGGAUUUUGAUGCACUUCAGAAAGCCAAUUCCGAAGGUAAAUUGGAAAUUGAGACACUUAGACAACAGCUUGAAGGAGCUGAAAAGCAGAUUAAAAAUUUAGAGACCGAAAAGGACGCUGAAAGUAGCAAGGCUAAUAGCAUUACCAAAGAGCUGCAGGGAAAAGAGCGAAUGCUCGCUAACCUGAAGGAUACUUUGAGUGAAGUCAGUCAAGUGAAGGAGACUUUGGAGAAAGAACUUCAGACCCUGAAAGAAAAGUUUGCUGAUGCUUCAGAGGAGGCAGUCUCUGUUCAGAGAAGUAUGCAAGAUACUGUAAAUAAACUGCACCAAAAAGAGGAAGAGUUUAACAUGUUGUCUUCUGAACUGGAGAAGUUGAGAGAAAAUCUAACAGACAUGGAGGCAAAAGUUAGAGAGAAGGAUGAAAGAGAAGAGCAGCUGGUAAAGGCAAAGGAAAAAUUAGAAAAUGACAUUGCAGAAAUAAUGAAGAUGUCAGGAGAUAACUCUUCUCAGCUGACAAAGAUGAAUGAUGAAUUACGUCUGAAGGAAAGAUCUCUGGAAGAACUACAGCUAAAACUUACAAAGGCUAAUGAAAAUGCAAGUUUUCUGCAGAAAAGUAUUGGGGAGGUAACUGUUAAAGCUGAACAGAGUCAACAGGAAGCAGCCAAAAAACAUGAAGAAGAAAAGAAAGAAUUGGAGGAAAAGUUGUUGGAACUGGAAAAGAAGAUGGAAACAAGUCACAACCAGUGUCAGGACUUGAAAGCCAAGUAUGAAAAAGCCAGUUCUGAGACAAAAACAAAGCAUGAGGAAAUUCUGCAGAACCUACAGAAGAUGCUGGUGGACACCGAGGAGAAACUGAAGGCUGCUCAGGAGGUGAACAGACGCCUAAUGCAGGACGUGGAGGAACUGAAAGCACAGGCUGAGAAAGCCAAAUCGCUAACUCAUUUGUUAACAUCAGCCAAAAAAGAGAUUGAACUAAUGUCAGAAGAGCUGAGGGGUCUGAAAUCAGAGAAGCAGCUUCUUGUGCAGGAGGCAAAUGCUUUAAAGUUAGAGAAAGGUUCACUUUUAUCAAAGCUUAUAGAAAUGGAGACCAAGAUAACUUUGCUUCAGGAAGACCAACAGAAACUGUGGUCAGUAAACGAAACGCUCCAUUUAGAAAAGGAGAAAGUCUCAGAAGAAAAGCAGGUUGCUGAAAAACGCUAUCAGCAGGAGCAUCGGGAAAAGGAGUCUCUGGUGGCUGAGAAAGAGAAACUGCUUAAGGAAAUCAGUGUUGCCCAGGAAGAGCUCUUGAAGAUGCAAAUGGAGAAUGACUCCCUGGAAGCCUCCAAGGUGAGCAUGCAGGUGCUCAUCGAGGAGCUCCGCUUCUGCAAGGACAAGCUGAUGGCCAUGUCAGAGAAGGCCCGGGCAGAGAAAGAGCGCCUGGAGGGCCAGGUCCAGAAGCUCACGGCUGAGAACAUGGUCUUGGUCAAAGACAAGGAUGACGUCAUUCAGAAACUUCAGAGUGCUUACGAGGAGCUUGUGAAGGAUCAGAAGGCCUUGGUCCAGGAGAUCGAGGAGCUCACAACGGAAAAGAAGUCAGCCACAGAAAAGCAGAUGAACCUCGACAAUACUUGCAUCUCCCUAAAGGCAGAGCGGGAGAACCUUCUCCAGAGCAACAGAGACCUGCAGUUUGAGAAGGACACACUGCGCCAGGGCCAGGAGAAGCUGAGUGCCAGCCUGGAGGCCACCCUGCAGGUCAAACAGCUGCUCAGCACGGAGGCAGAGACGCUGCGCACGCAGCUGGACUGUUCGACCAAAGCGCUGAGGAAAGCAGAGUUAGACAUGAGACAGCUCCAGACCACCAAUGCAAGCCUCACAAAGCUCCUGGAAGAGAUAAAGACCUGUCGGGCGAUCACAGACUCGGAGUGUAUCCAGCUUCUCCAUGAGAAGGAGAGCUUGGCAGCCACUGAGAGGAAGCUCCUGGCAGAGAAAGAAGAACUGUUAAGUGAAAAUAGAAUCAUCACUGAAAAGCUCAACAAGCACUCAGAAGAGGCCAUGCAUCUUGAGAUAAGCCUAAAUGAGAAGAUCACAUACUUAACUUCUGAGAAGGAGAUGGCUUGCCAAAAAGUUGCUAGGCUUAAAAAGCAGCAGGAUAGUCUCUUGAAUGAAAAAUCAGCACUAGAGAUGCAAAAUGGAGAUCUCCUUGCUGAGAGGGAAAAUUCUAUCAAGACCAUAGGCGAUCUUAAAAGGAAGUAUGACCAAGAGGCUGCAAACAGACGAAUAGUUGUGCAGGAGAAGAUGAAACUGCUUGGUAAUAUCGAUGCUCUGAAGAAAGAGCUUCAGGAAAGAAUGAAGGAAAACCAGGAGCUGACGAGCAGCAAGUGCGACCUCUCCUUGAUGCUGAAAGAAGCUCAAAAUGCCAAAAAGAAUCUUGAAAAAGAGCACACCAGCAUGAUGCAGGCAAAGGAGGACUUGAACGCUGAGCUGAAGACUUGCUGCUGCGAGAAGAACAUCUUGCUGAGGGAUGGCUUGAACCUUCAGGAAGAGUGUCAGAAACUAAACGAGGAGAUUCAGGAAAUUCAGCAGACGUUAAUCCUGGAGAAGGAGGCGAGGGCAAAGGAAAACGAAACCUCUUUAUAUGAAAAUAACAAGCUUCAUGGGAGAAUAGUGCUCCUGGAGGAGGAGAUACAGGAGUUAAGGGUGUGUACUGAACAGCUCCAGACUGAGAAUUUUACGCUUGCCCAAGAGAAGACCAACUCAGAGCAAAAAGUGGUGGAAAUCAUUAAGGAAAAGGAACUCCUGAGUGCAGAGACAGCUCAGCUUGCUGCCAACAUUGAGACCCUAAAAAGUGACUUUGCUGCCCUUUCCAAGUCCAAGUUGGAAUUGCAAGAACUACACAGCUGCCUCACCAAGAUCCUGGAUGAGCUCCGGCUGAACCACGAGGUGGCUUUGACCGAGAGAGCUGAGGUGCUUCAGGACAAAAAGAACCUCCUGGCUGAGAAACGGGAGAUGAUGCUGAGAAAUGAAGAGGUCCUGAAGGAGAAGGAGAAGCUGGAAGAAAGCUACUUCAUUCUCCAGAAAGAGAUUAGCCAGCUGGCCCAAACCAACAGCCACAUUUCAGCCAACCUCCUAGAAUCCCAAAGCGAAAACCGUACUUUGAGAAAAGACAAGAGCAAGCUUACCCUUAAAAUUAGAGAGCUUGAGACCCUUCAUUCGUUCACGGGUGCUCAGACUGCAGAAGAUGCCAUGCAGAUCAUGGAACAGAUGACCAAAGAGAAGACAGAAACUCUGGCCUCCUUGGAGGACACCAAGCAAACAAAUGCAAAACUACAGAAUGAAUUGGACACACUUAAAGAAAACAACUUGAAAAACAUGGAAGAACUGAACAAAUCAAAAGAACUUCUGAAUGUAGAGAAUCAAAAAAUGGAAGAGUUCAAGAAAGAAAUAGAAACCCUAAAGCAGGCAGCAGCUCAGAAGUCCCAGCAGCUUUCCGCACUGCAAGAAGAGAACGUCAAACUUGCCAAGGAGCUCGGGAGAACUCGGGACGAAGUCUCAAGUCAUCAAAAGCUGGAAGAAGAAAGAUCUGUGCUCAAUAAUCAGUUGUUAGAAAUGAAAAAGAGAGAAUCCGAGUACAUAAAAGACGCUGAUGAAGAGAAAGCCUCUUUGCAGAAAUCCAUCAGUCUCACCAGUGCCUUACUCACAGAAAAGGACGCAGAGCUGGAGAAGCUGAGGAAUGAGGUCACAGUGCUCAGAGGAGAAAAUGCCUCUGCCAAGUCUCUGCACUCAGUUGUGCAGACUCUGGAGUCUGAUAAGGUGAAGCUGGAGCUCAAGGUCAAGAACUUGGAGCUUCAACUCAAAGAGAACAAGAGGCAGCUCAGCAGCUCCUCAGGUAAUACUGAUGCUCAGGCAGAAGAGGAUGAGAGAGCUCAGGAGAGCCAGAUUGAUUUUCUCAAUUCAGUAAUAGUGGACCUUCAAAGAAAGAACCAGGACCUCAAGAUGAAGGUGGAGAUGAUGUCUGAGGCCGCACUGAACGGCAAUGGAGAUGAUCUGAACAGUUAUGACAGUGAUGACCAGGAGAAGCAGUCCAAGAAGAAACCCCGCCUCUUCUGUGACAUUUGUGACUGCUUUGAUCUCCACGAUACGGAGGACUGCCCCACUCAGGCACAGAUGUCAGAAGACCCUCCCCAUUCCACACACCACGGCAGCCGGAGUGAGGAGCGGCCGUACUGUGAGAUCUGUGAGAUGUUUGGGCACUGGGCCACCAACUGCAAUGACGAUGAGACCUUCUGAGGGAGCCUCGACGGCAGGGUUAGGCUUUCUCAGACUCUGGCACCUAGGCAGCUUUCUACCAGCAUUGCGUGUGCCACUCCAGAAGAACUCGUUAUUUUUUGACCCUUGUCAACAAAUCUAAGAAAAUAUUUUGAUCUUCAACAAAUUUCCCUUUCAAUUCCCCUCGUAAGUUAAAAUAAAUAUUUGGUAGGUGGGCUUUCACUUUCAUCUUUGUUUUCUGGAUUUUUAUGAUUAAAGACAUUGUACCAGGUGCCGUUACUUUUUUGUUCCUAGAGAAACAUUGUGGGACAAGCUGGACCCUGACCAUCUUAUUUAAGAAACUUUAAAUUAUGCUGUUAUUUCUCAUAUUUGCACUAAAAUAGUUCCUGGCUAUAUCUGUAUAUUUCAGGUUUUUGUUGUUGCUGUUGUUAUGCUUUGACACUGGAAUGAGUUGCAAAAAAAAAUGUGCCACUUUACAUUUCCAUGUACUCAUUUAAAUAAUUUUCUUUCUAAAUAUCCAAGCUCUCCGCACUACCUGCUUUCAGUAGUGCCUUUUUCCAGGCUUGACAAUACUUAGGUGUGAUUAUAAAUCAUGCAACAGGUAAAAGGGAGGGGAGAGCCCCAAACUGCUGCGGGACAUUUUAUAACCUAUAUGCUGCACCCACAGACCCGACAGUGGUGUUUUCUUUAUUGGUUUUACAUAAUUUCAACCUCUAUAUAUUAUAUGUAUAUAUAUUUUUUAAAAAAAUCUAUAUUUUGGGGAAAAAAGUAUACACAAUGUGUCUUCUUUUCAGAUUUUUUUACCUUUAUGAAAAAGAAAACACCUAAAAGGCUCAUCAGGAUGUGACUGACUAGAAACAGCCUCUGUGGCUUCACAGCUGUUGUCUUUGUUUCCAUGUUGUUUCUUGGCCAGAUCUGAAGAGCUGGAAGAACUGUCUCCAGCUCUUUGGUUGUAUUUCCCUUCUUUUGCAGAUAACCCCAGCAGUGAAAUAAGCCACUCUUAUGACAGCUAAACUAACCGAUCUACAGCCCUCCUUUAUACACUUGUGGGUUUGUUUGUUUGUUUGCUUUUACUGUGUUUUUAAUGAAUGUAUGAUGAGAAAUUCAACAUUAAUAAUUUUGAAUUUUCUUGUCACAAAAAGAUAAAAUGAAGGGCCUCAACCAACAGAAGAGUUUUUCAACCAAUCUGAAUCUGUCUUCACUUGAAUGUCUUUGAGAAUAUGUAGAAAGGAAUUAAAUGCACCUUCAAGCAGUGUGCAUGAUAAGAACGUCCAUCAUUGUAUAUAAGCCUUUGUCAUAUUUCCCCUCAAGAUUAUACACUGUGCUUGAUGAGUGAAUAUUAAACAAAUCUGUUACCAGUCGUCAUUUUUGGUUAAUAAAAUUAUAGGCAUUAUUUCACAAACAAAAUAUGUACAGCAAUAUUAAAAUCUGAGUUCUGUAUCUACUUUAAUAAAUAUUUGUUUGUUUGUUUUGGCCAGUGAUAGUAAACACAUACUAUCUUUGGGA
Messenger RNA from Meriones unguiculatus (Mongolian gerbil), 8166 nucleotides. RefSeq names its product CAP-Gly domain containing linker protein 1 (gene Clip1). Gene Ontology annotation, biological process: cytoplasmic microtubule organization; positive regulation of microtubule polymerization. Lineage: Eukaryota; Metazoa; Chordata; Mammalia; Rodentia; Muridae. The record is from RefSeq and is a predicted model, not a curated record. The transcript is spliced from 25 exons. Gene Ontology annotation, molecular function: microtubule plus-end binding. Gene Ontology annotation, cellular component: microtubule plus-end; nucleus; cytoplasm. The coding region runs from base 238 to 6681 and encodes 2147 amino acids.